Pyrenophora tritici-repentis Pt-1C-BFP is the source of this 1521-nucleotide messenger RNA. Lineage: Eukaryota; Fungi; Ascomycota; Dothideomycetes; Pleosporales; Pleosporaceae. The record is from RefSeq and is a predicted model, not a curated record.
AUGUCAUGCAGCCCAAACACCCAGAAGAUCACCACGGCUAUCAACUCUCUCUCUAGUCGCGGUUUCGUCAACGUGGGCUACAAGUUUUUCCAGAUUGACUGUGGAUGGGCUUCGAGAGAUGGCCAGCGAAACUCCUCCAACGGCGCAUUGAAAGUUGAUCUGAAUGCUUUUCCAGGUGGUCUGAAGCCACUCAGUGACCUUGCGCGAUCCAAGGGAAUGAAGUGGACCAUGUACUCGGAUGCCGGUGUGAGGAUGUGCGACCCGCAGUCGCCUUCGCCCGUCCUUGGCUCACUUGGACAUGAAGCUGCAGAUGCAGAUUUCUUCAAGACGCUGAACACUGAAUACGUCAAAUCCAGCCAGAAUGCGCCUAAAAACGCCAGGACCGAUUUCGUCACCCGGAUGGGUACCAUGUGGAAAGAACUCCAGCGAGUGGGCAUCCCCGGGCUUUUGAUCUGCCAGUGGGGUGUUCCCUUUACUACCUCUUCCGGGUUGCAAGGUCCUGUUCAGUGGACAAAGGGCAUCUCUACCUCCUUCCGCCUCUCCGACGACAUUACUUCGGGUUGGGCGUCCAUGUUCCGAAUCUAUAACCAAGCUAUUCACAUCGCAAAGUCUGGAUUGACCGGUCCAGGACACAUUGCCGAUGCUGACCUGCUCAUGGUCGGAAACAACGGCAUGACAUUCGACGAGCAAGCUACGCAUUUUGCCGCAUGGGCUAUGUUGAAAUCGGCACUCAUGAUCUCUACCGAUGUACCGAAUCUGUCUAAUGAGCUUGUUGCUGUUUUGCAGAAUAAGGACCUCAUUGCUAUCAACCAAGAUUCGGCGGUCAAGCCGGUUACACUCCGCCAGCGCUGGAGCGGCGAUCGUGACCUGUGGGCUGGAGACCUUGCGAACGGCGACAUGGCUGUGCUAGCUGUCGAUCUCAGCAACUCCGCCCGUACGCUCAGUGUGCAGCUAUCGGACCUCGGCAUCACGUCUGCGACUAUGAAGGAUUUGUGGGCAGGAACAAUUACCACAGGUUCUUCUUUCUCAAAGCAGGUCAAAGCGCACGGCUCUGUUGUCCUUCGACUUUCCAACAUCGUGCGCUCAACAGCUGUCAAACCUACCUACACAUAUAUUUCCGCAUCGACCGGGUCCCUAUCCUCUGGCGCAAACAUUCAGUCUUGCUCCGGCUGCACCUCCAACAACCGAGUCGGCAACAUCGGUGGCUCAUCGAACGGCCGUCUGACACUCUCCAAUAUCCGCACUUCCAAGGCCACACAAUCCAUCCUCAUCGACUACAUUAACGGGCAGGUCGAUUAUAUGGGAGGCAGCAAUGAGCGCGUUGCAUCUAUCAGCGUGAACGGAGGAGCAGCCAAGACGGUGAGCUUCCCGUUAACGGGAUAUAAUUGGGACAAGGACGUCACUAAGGGCUAUGCUGUCGAGCUGUCAGGAUUUAGCACCACGGGGACGAACACUAUUACAAUCUCUGGUGCUGGAAGCGCUAACGGGCCCGAUUUCGAUCGUAUUGGAGUGGUCGCGUAG